AUGGAUGACUGGAAAAGUCGACUUGUAAUCGAGAGCAUGCUUCCCCAUUUCAACAUGGUGGGAAAUCGUCAGGAGCCCAGAAAGCUCCAGGAAUCGGGAACCAUAAAGAGAAGGCAGGAAGGAGACAACUUCCAGUAUCCGGGCAUGGCUGAUGGUGGUUACCCUAAUAAAAUUAAGAGGCCCUGCCUUGAAGAUGUCACCCUUUCUCUGGGCUCCGGUGCCCAUCCCAGUACCCUUUGUGCAGACCUGCAGGUUCCUACAAUGACAAUGAAUCCUAGCUCUGUGGCCAUGGGUGUAUCUGGCCAAUCACUACUGCUUGAGAAUAAUCCGAUGGAGAAUCAUCCCAUGAAUGGCGGUGUGAUGGGUUCACCAUAUGAAGUGUCAUCAACUGUAGAAACAGGGCCAAAAGAGCCCACGGUUCCUUACUAUGACAAAAUGAACAGUAUGCCUGCUGUGGACCAGGAACUUCAAGAUCUCCUGGAAGAGCUAACGAAAAUUCAUGAACCUUCUUCAAGUGAUCUUGAUCUUGAGAAGAUUCUGGGAAGCAAGCCAGAAGAGCCACUGGUGUUACACCAUCCUCAGGCACCUGUAGGAGCUCCACCCAAGCUUCCGGUUCCGAUGCCACACAUAGAGAGCCUUGCUUCCAGCAAGGAGUUUGCUUCUAGUUGCAGCCAAGUCACUGGCCCAUCGCUUCCAGUGCUGCCCUCCUCCACAGGCAUAAACUAUUCGAUUCCUUGUACCAGUAAGCAGAUGGUCUCACCCAGUCCUUCAACAGCACAGGUGCAGGCCAAGAACCAGGUCCAAGCUAUGCUCCCUGUGACUUUGCCCCAAUUACAGGUGUCUCAGUGGCAUCAUGCUCACCAGCUGAAAGCACUGGCAGCCAGUAAGCAGGGAUCUGCUACCAAGCAGCAAGGACCCAACCGCAAUUGGUCUGGCCUGCCUCCUCCAGGCCUUUCCCCACCUUACCUCCCAGUACCGUCACCACACCCACCACCACCACCGCCACCACCACCUCCACCUCCACCUCCGCCGUUCAGCCCUCAGAACUUCACAGCAUCGUGCAUGGCCUCCAACAGCAUGGCCUCCAACAGCAUGUCGGCCAGCACUCUGCAAGGUUCGCCCAAUGCCUUACUCUCCAGUGUGGUACCCAGCAGCAGUGCUGCCCUUGGGCCCACCUUGCCCUACACUCCUGCCAAGCUCCCCAGCCUGGCUCUCAGUCAGCAGCCACAGUUCAACCCUCAGAGCUCCAUUCUUGCCAACCUAGUGUCCUCUACCAUCAAAAGCCCUCAAGGACACUUGAUGUCUGCUCUGCCUACCAGCAACCCGGGGCCAUCCCCACCAUAUCGUCCAGAGAAGCUCUCCAGCCCAGGCUUGCCACAGCAGUCCUUCACUCCACAGUACUCUCUCAUCCGGAGCCUCACUCCCACCAGCAGCCUGCUAAACCAGCAGCAGCAGCAUCAACACCAACAGCAGCAGCAACAGCAGCAGCAGCAACAACAACAGCACCACCACCGCCACCACCACCACCACCACCAUCAAGCGAAUGCCAUGUUCAAGCCUAUGACCAGCAAUCAGCAACCCAAAACCCUGAGUAUGAUCAUGCACCAGGGGCUGGUGAGCUCCAGCCCAGAAGCCGCCGAGCCAUUUACCUUUGGCAACACCAAGCCCUUGUCCCAUUUCACAUCUGAGCCGAUCCCCCAGAAGAUGCCCUCCAUGCCUGCUACCUCCAGGCAGCCUUCCCUGCUUCACUACCUGCCUCCAGGAAACCCAAUACAGGCCUCUUCUGCCACUGCCUCCUCCACCACCACUGCCACCUUACAACCACAGCAGCCCGAUCAUCCUUCAUUCCUCCUGCAGCACAUGAUGCAGCAGCAACCGCAGCGUUUCCAGCGCUCAGUAGCCCCAGAUCCCAUGCCUGCUCUGCCCAGACAGCAAGAGAAGCAGAGAUCAGGUCUUACGGCAAUGACCCCUAAACAGUGGAGUGAGCAUAUCGCCCAGCAAAUGAGUCCAUUGCAAGCCGUCCAAGAACAAGUCACCUCCAAGUGUAGCCAGACCAAGGCAACCUCCCCAGCCAGCCAGAAUCUGAUGCCACCCAAAACUGGGGUCCUUCUGAACAAUCUGAGUCCAGGAAUAAUGCCAUUCACCAGGCACCAGAGUCCAAAUGGCAUGGGUAUGAUCUCAUCAACUCUGAGGAAGCAGCAAGGAAUAUUCAACUGCAGUCAUCAAUAUCAUAUAAUGUCCAGCUCGGGCCACUCCCCCUUUGACAGUCUUGGCUCUGUGUGCCAGCAUCUACAGAGUCCCAAGGCCAAUUCCCCAGGAGUGCCCCUGAGCAAGUUCCAUCCCAGGCCUCCCACCAGCCAAGCUCUAAGUCUCCACCAGCGCAGGCUACCCCAUGUGGCAAGAAUACCCACUGUGUUCAACAGUGCUACAUGGGUGGUGGCAGCGGUAUCUGAGACCACAGUGGUUUCAAAUGUAGAUAACAGCACCCACCAACCUGUGGGUAGCAAUUCCAUUUUUGCCAAGGCACCUGUGAGCGUGCCCCCACAUGCGCCGACAUUUCCACUGCAGCAAACGGCGAUACAGCCCAAUCAGGUGGCCCCAAGAGGCAGGCCUGGCCAGAAGGUGAGUAGUGCCCUGGCCAAUGCCAGUUUUGGCCUGUUGGGCAACCACAAUCUCCAACAGAGUCCAGUGCAGGGCCCUGUGCCUGUGCUGAGCACCCCCACGGCCCCCCAGCCAGGCACAGCCCACUCUGCUCCCAUGAGUCCAAUUCAGGCCAUUGAGCCACCAAGCUAUAUGGCCACUAUCAUGGCCACCACUGCUGCUGCUUCUGCCAUUGCCGCUAGCCACUCCUUGGGUCCAUACAAUAGAAUGGAUACAGCCCCUGAGCUGCUACCUGAUAACUUCCCGCUCCAGGACCAGCCCCCAGGGAAUGGUUCGACUUUGCCCCCUGACUGCAAUGAGGUAGAUCUCAUGGAAACUCUCAUGAAAGACCCCAGUGUGGGUAUAAAUGAAGAUUGGAUGUGUGACUUAAAGCUGAUUGAUGAUAUUUUGGAACAGCAUUAUGCUGCCCAUAAUGCCAGAGGCCAGAAUGCUGGCCAACUCACCCAGGGUUCUGGGGAGCCUUAAAUCAGAGUAGGAUACUCCCAGAACCUCCGCCCCCCUACCCCACGCUGCUAUGGUCUGAACCCACAGCAAAUUCAUAACUGGUUCCAGGCAGUCACACUUCACCCCUCCGCACAAUUUGAGUAGUGUUGGCCUUGUCCAUCCAUCUCUCUUCUCUCUACGAAAUAGCAAGCUGGUGAUUUUUCAAGCUACUUGUACAUAUUUGAAAAUUUUGUAAAUGGUUUUCCUAAACAUUAAUGACAGAAGUAUUUAUACUUGGUUUUGUGACUUUGUAAAUAAAGUGACGGCUUUGGUUUCAAUUGGGUUGUGUUCAUUCUGCAUUGUUUUGUGUUUAUUAUGCAUUGUUACAAAUACGCAGACUGUGUUGUUGGCUCUAGUGAUGCUUUGUUAAGCCAGGUGGAUGAGUCACUAUGGUUAUGAUAUGAUGAGUGACGUAUGUUUGUGUGUAUGUGCGCACGCGCGCGUGACCAAGGGAUAUUUGCAAACUGACAAAUGCCAAAUAGAAAACCACUUGGUCAUUCAUUUCCAUUUUCCUUAAAAAUUCAAUCACCGCGUGUGACUCUUAAUCUCUUUUGCAAACCUUUCGAUCUCUGCUAGCUCUUUCCUGAUGAGCAUUUUAUAGCAUUACAGCUUUGCAUUGUUAAGUGUCCCAGAGACACUGGUAGUUGGGUGAGAGUGUCCUUUCCAAUUAGGUAAGGUGCAGAAGUGACAGAGGUGGCUGGGAGUUGAGCCCUAGCAGAGCUGUCUACCUGAAGGGCUGCACUCAUUCAUAAGGAAAGAAAGCUCCAGCCCCACACAGCUUCGGUGCACCCCCUGGCCGGCAAAGGGGAUCCUGUCCUGCUCUAUAGUCUGCUUUAAAGUCCUUUGCAUUCAAUUUGAUGUAAAGCUCUGUGGUUUGGGGCAAACAUUUGUAAACAUUAAUCAUUGAUUUGGGCUUUGUCUUUGAUGGUUUCUAUCUGCGAUUAUUGUCAUGUAUAUUUAAGUGUCUGUUAUAGAACACCCACAUCCACUGUCCUGUAAACUUUUCUCAUUGUCCAGAUCUUUGUGUAAUCGUAUUUUAAUUGCCACCUUGUAUUUUGAUUCUAUAUUUGCAAUCUGGCGCGUUUCCAGCCAGCACUGUUUUUUUUUUCUUUGUUCUGUA
Dipodomys ordii (Ord's kangaroo rat) is the source of this 4264-nucleotide messenger RNA. RefSeq names its product mastermind-like domain containing 1 (gene Mamld1). The coding region runs from base 1 to 3126 and encodes 1041 amino acids. Gene Ontology annotation, cellular component: nuclear body. Gene Ontology annotation, biological process: regulation of transcription by RNA polymerase II. The record is from RefSeq and is a predicted model, not a curated record. Lineage: Eukaryota; Metazoa; Chordata; Mammalia; Rodentia; Heteromyidae. The transcript is spliced from 4 exons.